Molecule: messenger RNA, 2632 nt
Organism: Oncorhynchus gorbuscha (pink salmon)
Lineage: Eukaryota; Metazoa; Chordata; Actinopteri; Salmoniformes; Salmonidae
Product: C-type lectin domain family 4 member M-like
Exons: 8
Coding region: 183-1634 (483 amino acids)
Molecular function (GO): signaling receptor activity
Source: RefSeq, a predicted model, not a curated record
GAACUUUCAGUUGACUGUGAACUUUAGUUACACAUAUUGCCUGUUUCCAACCACUCACACACUUUCUGGAUAAGCCCAAGUUAACCACAUGAUACCUUGUAUCUGAACCUAUUGUCCAGUGGUAUAUUAGUUCAUAAUUGUUUGGCCAAAUAAGGUAAAGGAUAUGCUGACGUUGACACAAAAUGUGCAGUGGUUUGGACAAAAAAAACCCACACAACUCCAAUCUUACAUUUCGUGCUCACUCAGUUCAUCUGGUUACGUUGGACAUAUUCACACACCAAUGUAAUAUAUUUGGACGCAUUUCUUUUCAACUCUCAAAGACCGUGGUGGAGAAUCCAACAAUGCAGACCAUGGAUAUUGACAAAGACACAUAUGCCAACAAGCCCAGAAAAAAGGAUUACAUCGGUGUUACAUUUUCAGCUAACUUUCAGUGGUGGAAGAGACCAUCUGGAGUUGCUGCAGUGUGUCUGGGGCUGCUGUGUGUCCUCCUAUUGGCUGGGAUCAUAGGCCUGUCUGUCUACUAUACCCGAGUCAUUGGUCAUUACUACUCUGCAGAGAGAUUCCAGACGUCCAGUUUGAACAACCUGACUAAAGAGAGAGACCAGCUAAAGACCAGUUACACCACCCCAACUAAAGAGAGAAACCAGUUAAAGACCAGUUACAACACCCUGACUAAAGAGAGAAACCAGUUACAGACCAGUUACAACACCCUGACUAAAGAGAGAGACCAGCUACAGACCAGUUACAACACCCUGACUAAAGAGAGAGACCAGUUACAGACCAGUUACAACACCCUGACUAAAGAGAGAGACCAGUUACAGACUAGAUACAACACCCUGACUAAAGAGAGAGACCAGUUACAGACCAGUAGUAACACCCUGACUAAAGAGAGAAACCAGUUACAGACCAGUUACCACACCCGGACUAAAGAGAGAGACCAGUUACAGACCAGUUACCACACCCUGACUAAAGAGAGAGACCAGUUACAGACCAGUAGUAACACCCUGACUAAAGAGAGAGACCAGUUACAGACCAGUAGUAACACCCUGACUAAAGAGAGAGACCAAGACCAGUUACAGACCAGUAGUAACACCCUGACUAAAGAGAGAGACCAGUUACAGACCAGUUACAACACCCUGACUAAAGAGAGAGACCAGUUACAGACCAGUUACAACACCCUGACUAAAGAGAGAGACCACUUGAAGGAAGAGCUAAACAAACAGAGCUGUGGAUGGAAGAAGUUUAAGUCCAGUUUGUACUACCUCUCUACUGAGAAGAAAUCCUGGACAGAGAGCAGGCAGGACUGUCUGGGACGAGGAGCACACCUGGUGAUCAUUAACAGCAAAGAGGAACAGGAAUUUAUCCAUGAAUGGAGUGGAUGCCUGGAAAUCUAUCUUGGUUUCCAUGACACCAAUACAGAGGGGGUUUGGGAGUGGAUUAACGAUGGCGCAUUAGACCAAUCGUCAGCUCCGGUCACUACGUAUUGGAGGGAUGGGGAACCAAACGAUGCAAAUCAGGCUGAAGACUGCGCUCAUCUCUCAAAGAUGGCAUCAGACCCACUAAAGAGUUGGAACGACGUACCAUGCACAAUGAAUAAGCACUGGAUGUGUGAGAAGACAACGUCCACAUUGUAAUUAUGUGUUUAGAGUUUUGAAACAUGAGACAUUUUGAUGAUCUGUUUUAGAUUUUUGUGUUAAGCUCAUUCUUGUGAAAAUUUGGCAAAGUGAUUGGGGGAAAAAACAUAGGUAAAUUGACUCUGUUAUCUGAGCAUGGUGGGCUAACACACUCUGUGGUGGGCUAACACACUCUGUGGUGGGCUAACACACUCUGUGGUGGGCUAACACACUCUGUGGUGGGCUAACACACUCUGUGGUGGGCUAACACACUCUGCGGUGGGCUAACACAGUCUGUUCUUGCACAUAUGACCCUGGUUCAAAACCCAGCCGGCGACAUAAACAGCCUAAAAUUCUCAUUUGGAUAUCCAAUGUGACUAGAUUAUGUUUUAUUUUGUAAUGAAAUCCCAACAUUAUAUUAUCAGAAACUGUUAUGGAUUUAAGUGGACUGGCGAAGCAGCUUAUGUAAUAGAAAUCCUGAUGUAUUAGCAAAGAAACAUAACAGCUUAUUAUUUAACAGUACAAAGUCACUAUAGACCAUGUAUGAUGUAUUGGUAAUAUAAUGGAGCACUAUAGACCAUGUAUGAUGUACUGGUAAUAUAAUGGAGCACUAUAGACCAUGUAUGCUGUACUGGUAAUAUAAUGGGUCACUAUAGACCAUGUAUGAUGUACUGGUAAUAUAAUGGGCACUAUAGACCAUGUAUGAUGUACUGGUAAUAUAAUGGGGCACUAUAGACCAUGUAUGAUGUACUGGUAAUAUAAUGGGGCACUAUAGACCAUGUAUGCUGUACUGGUAAUAUAAUGGGGCACUAUAGACCAUGUAUGCUGUACUGGUAAUAUAAUGGGGCACUAUAGACCAUGUAUGAUGUACUGGUAAUAUAAUGGGGCACUAUAGACCAUGUAUGCUGUACUGGUAAUAUAAUGGGGCACUAUAGACCAUGUAUGAUGUACUGGUAAUAUAAUGGGGCACUAUAGACCAUGUAUGAUGUACUGGUAAUAUAAUGGGGCACUAUAGACCA